AUGGUAAAAUGCAGCCACUCUUGGCAAUUCGAGUCCAUAGCAGCAAUGAAGUUCGCACUUUCACUCACAUCCACCCUCAUCGGCUUCGUACCAUCUCCGUUUUGGGCACUGGUAUAUCUCCCCGGUGUGAUCGCUGGAACGGCUGGAAACAUGUCUUUGGUCGGAUCGAACUUUACCCAUUCGAUGGUCACAAUCACUGCCGUAUUCGGCUCCCUUGCCAUCACUUGUGCUGUCUUGUCAGUCAUCGUCGCUCUUAUGCUUUGGCAUGGGAAAGACCCUUGCGCAUCGGGAAUACUUAUUGGCUUGAUUGGAUACCUGUCGUUUAUACCAUUUGUUCUGGUAUUUGGGGCUUUGUACUCGGAUUGGGUGUUGGCUAUUGUGGGGAAUAACCUUGUUGGCUACCCGUAUACAGGGAGUAAGAUUGCUAAAGUCUUGUGGGUGUUAUAUAUGGUUGGAAAGAGGCUGAACUUGUUCAUGGCAUGA
Molecule: messenger RNA, 483 nt
Organism: Penicillium verhagenii
Lineage: Eukaryota; Fungi; Ascomycota; Eurotiomycetes; Eurotiales; Aspergillaceae
Exons: 2
Coding region: 1-483 (160 amino acids)
Source: RefSeq, a predicted model, not a curated record